AUGCGGCUGGCAGCAGCCACGGCCCUGACGCUCUCAGCCCCCAUCCCUCCCUCCCCCCCUCCUCAACAGUUCGCCAACCGCUAUGCUGACGGGACCCAGAACGGCGGCAUGUUUGUGAGGGACACGCUGUUCCUGCCGCGCCCGGGGCAGUCCCCGGAACUGCUCAAGAACUUUGUCUUUGGCUGCGCCAAAUACGUCUCGGGGCUGCUGUACAAGCAGUACGCGGACGGCCUGAUGGGCCUGUCUAUGGGCCCCAGCGCCCUGCCCCCCCAGCUCGCCGCCGCCGGCAUCGGCGGCCGCGGGUCGGCCCCUGGCACCUUCACGCUGUGCCUCAGCCGCGCGGGCGGCGCGAUGGCGCUGGGCAAGCCCGCGCGGCCCGCUGGGGCGGCGCCGCUGCAGUAUGUGUUCCUGCAGCCGAGCCCCCGGGGCUUCUAUCUGGUCGGGGUGCAGGGCUUCACGGUCAACGGCGCCCCCCUGACGCUCACAACGCCGGCCUCCCAGACCAUCCUCAUCGACAGCGGCUCCACCUUCUCAUACCUAACGUUCAACACCUAUCAGCAGCUCAUAUCCCAGCUCGACGCCGCCCUCGCGCCCCUGAAGCCGCCGCCCGGGCAGCUUCCCCGCAGGUCCCUGCACCAGGUGUCACAGCGGACGGCGUCGCUGGUGCUGGACUAUGGCGGCAUUGUGGAGGAUGACGGCGGCAACGUCGCAGUGGGCAAGGAAGGGGCGGCGCCGCCCGCGGGGAGCGUUUUCGUAUCCAAGGUUCCGCUGCCCAAGGGCAACGACGACGUGUGCUGGGACCUUACGGGGCCGGGGGCGACGCAAAUAAGGACGGAGUACGACCUGGGAGGCGUGUUCCCCGACCUGGAGCUCACGUUCGCCGGCGGCGUGCCCUUCAAACUUCCGCCCUACCGCUACGUCUUCGUGGCCUCCAAGACCAAGGGCAACGCCAACGCCAAGCCGCGCGUCACCGUGUGCCUCGGCGUGUUCGACGGGAACGACCUGGCCAUCCUCGGGGCGAUCAUGAUGCGCGACACGCUGUUUGAGUUCGACUGGGCCGGGCCCCUCACCAAGCGCGUGGGCUUCACCCAGGCCGACUGCGGGUACCUCGCAAGCGACAUAUCACGCGGCUCGUGA
This is a messenger RNA of Monoraphidium neglectum, 1137 nucleotides long. RefSeq lists its product as hypothetical. Gene Ontology annotation, molecular function: aspartic-type endopeptidase activity. The transcript has 6 exons. Gene Ontology annotation, biological process: proteolysis. Lineage: Eukaryota; Viridiplantae; Chlorophyta; Chlorophyceae; Sphaeropleales; Selenastraceae. The coding region runs from base 1 to 1137 and encodes 378 amino acids. The record is from RefSeq and is a predicted model, not a curated record.